Paraphaeosphaeria sporulosa is the source of this 384-nucleotide messenger RNA. RefSeq lists its product as uncharacterized. Bases 1 to 384 code for a protein of 127 amino acids. Lineage: Eukaryota; Fungi; Ascomycota; Dothideomycetes; Pleosporales; Didymosphaeriaceae. The record is from RefSeq and is a predicted model, not a curated record. The transcript has a single exon.
AUGUCACCCUCAUCCAAGUCCUCCAUCCUCGGCUCCAUCGCCCAAAUCUGCCUCGUCACACCCUCCUUCCACAGAACCCUCUCCGGCUCCGCCCUCGGCACAGGCCGCUUCCCGAUCUUCCACUUCACCUCUCAACCCGUGCACUUAGUCAUGCAGCCGGUGCGGGGACCGGCACUGAUGGCCGACUUCCUUGAGAAGAACGGAGGGAGAGAAGGCGUGCAGCACGUAGCGUUCGAUAUGAAUGAGCUUGGGAUGGACGAGCGCAAGGCUUUGAUGAAGGAGAGGGGGUUUGAGGUGGCCAUGGAGGGCGAGUGGCUGGAGAAAAAGGGCGUGUGCCAUUUUGUGGUCUUCGAUACGGAAGGCAGGACAGGUGCAGUGAUUUGA